Molecule: messenger RNA, 1125 nt
Organism: Paramecium primaurelia
Lineage: Eukaryota; Ciliophora; Oligohymenophorea; Peniculida; Parameciidae
Source: the annotation of a GenBank genome assembly
AUGGAAAACUAAGUGAAUUAAGAAUAAAUUAUUGGUUAAAUAACUACACUUAAUAAUUCACUUUGUAUCAAAGUUAAUGAGAAAUUAUCUGCUCUCUAGAAUUAAGAAUUAUAUUCAUAAUGUAAGAGAACUUUAAUCAAUUUAAAUUUAAACCAUCAUAUUAAAUUAAUAGAUGAUUCAAUUAAAUAAACUGUUACUUGUUAUGCUAUAUCUUUUAAUUUAUCUGGAUCGCUCAUGAUCUCAGCGUCUAAUAGUAAAAUUAAAGUAUGGAAUUUUGAGCAAGGAAGAAUGAAUGAAAUUAGCACAAUUAAUGGACAUACUUAAACUAUAUCUUGUCUUCAAUUUAGUAAGAAUAGCAAUAGUUUUUUAUCUGCCGGUUUUGAUAAUUCUAUUCGAUGUUGGAAAUAAGUUAAUUAAAAAGAAUGGAAGAGUUCCUAAUCUUAUUUAUAGCAUACCAAUUGCAUAGAUUGUUUAAUUUUAAAUCAAUUUGAAAAUUAACUUGUUUCUGGAGGAAGAGAUAAUUCAAUAAAAAUUUGGAAAAUAGAUUUUGUUAAUAAUUAAUUAAUCUAUUUUUAUUCAUUAGACAAACAUAAAAGUAGCGUUAAUAGUUUAUGCUUAAAUCAAACCGAAGAUACUUUGGUUUCUUGUGGAGCUGAUAAGUAGCUAAUAAUUUGGAAAUAAGAUAAUAAACAAAAAUGGAAAUUUGAAUAUGUAGUUACAUAAUCAAUUUAAGAAUUUGGAUGCAGAUUAUGCUUUAUAAAUGAAGACUAAUUUAUUUUUGUUACAGGAAAUUAAGUAAGCAAGGAUUGUAUAAGCACAUUUGAACUAAAAAAUUAAAAAUAUCAAGAAAACUUUGAAAAGGAACUAAGACUAAACAAAAAUGAUUAACAAUCUGAUCUCAAUUUUUUUCCAAUCUGUUAUGACAAAAAAAAGAAUUUAAUGAUUGUAAAACAUAAAAAUUAUGUUUAUUUGAUCAAAAAAUCAAAUGAAGGCCAUUAAAUAAUCUCAUAGAUAAAAUAUUAAUCAAAUGGUAUGAUUGGAGCAUUAACUAAUGAUGGAAAAUAUUUAGUAACUUGGGAUGAAGUGGGAUAGAAAUUCAAAGUGUAUGAAUUAUAUAUUAAUUGA